GCAGGCGGCGUGUUUGAAAGCGAGGCCAAAGAGGGUGGGAGCGCGUGCUGCUGGGAGUUGUUCGGAGGUUGGCGGCGCGGGGCUGAAGGUCCUCAGGCAGAGUGAUCAUGUCGCACAAACAAAUUUACUAUUCGGACAAAUACGACGACGAGGAGUUCGAGUACCGGCAUGUCAUGUUGCCCAAGGACAUAGCCAAGCUGGUUCCUAAAACUCAUUUGAUGUCUGAAUCUGAAUGGAGGAAUCUUGGUGUUCAGCAGAGUCAGGGAUGGGUCCAUUAUAUGAUCCAUGAACCAGAACCUCACAUCUUGCUGUUCCGGCGGCCACUGCCCAAGAAACCAAAGAAAUGAAGCUGGGGAGCCACUUUUCAGCCUCAAGCUUUACACAGCUGUCCUCACUUGCUAACAUCUUCCUGAUGACAUUAUUGUGUUGCCUUCUUGUUUCUCACUUUGAUAUUUAAAGGAUUUUCAAUACACUGAAUGUGCUGGUGACUGCUUUGCUUGUUGAGCAGAACUGACAGGAAGGACCACAGCCCAGCUCGAUGAGUGAGUGCUCUCUGGGUUGCAGCCUCAGCUGUGUGACCCCCAAAAUCUAUGUGAGCUCUGAAUCCAGCAGAACACGCUUGACAGAUGGAGAAAGCAUCUGAGAAUAAGACCACGACUAUUACAGGGAUUGUGUAAACUUGGCUGUUUUGGUUUUUUCCUGCCAGGUGUUGUGUGUAUGUUGAUUUAUGUUUCAGUAUAUUGGAAACUUUCCAUUUUAUUCCAAGAAAUCUGUUCCAUGUUAAAAGCCUUGAUUAAAGAGAAAGUUUUUAUGAUCUAA
Messenger RNA from Odocoileus virginianus texanus, 819 nucleotides. RefSeq names its product CDC28 protein kinase regulatory subunit 1B (gene CKS1B). The record is from RefSeq and is a predicted model, not a curated record. Gene Ontology annotation, biological process: regulation of mitotic cell cycle. Gene Ontology annotation, molecular function: ubiquitin binding; cyclin-dependent protein serine/threonine kinase activator activity; protein kinase binding. NCBI's taxonomy places the organism in Eukaryota, Metazoa, Chordata, Mammalia, Artiodactyla, Cervidae. Gene Ontology annotation, cellular component: SCF ubiquitin ligase complex; cyclin-dependent protein kinase holoenzyme complex.